Penicillium expansum is the source of this 1092-nucleotide messenger RNA. RefSeq names its product F-box protein. Gene Ontology annotation, molecular function: protein binding. The transcript has a single exon. NCBI's taxonomy places the organism in Eukaryota, Fungi, Ascomycota, Eurotiomycetes, Eurotiales, Aspergillaceae. The record is from RefSeq and is a predicted model, not a curated record. The coding region runs from base 1 to 1092 and encodes 363 amino acids.
AUGCGAAUUGAUCAGCUUGCAACGGAGCUUCUGCUCCAUAUAUUUCGCUCGUGCAACUCAGUUUCCGAUGUCUUGAAUUUAUCAGUCAUUUGCCGUCGACUGCACCGCGUCCUCAACUCAACAAGCAAACUGCAUAUCCUAGCCAGUGUCGCGGAGACUGAAUUCGGUCCCCUUGACGAUAUCAUCCAAGUGGUGACGCAAAACGAGAGUCAGCCUGCUCAUCUUAUCCGACAUGCACCUAUGUCUGGUCCCCUUCUCAAACAAGUUAUCCAGCUCGGUCUAGUGGCACGAAAAUGGGAGACGAUCUACCCGUUUAAGAAGUGGAAGAUAGACUUUGAAAAUCGUCGCUCGCUCACCGACGAAGAGCGAUUACGGCUGCGCCGCGCAGUCUACCGGCUCUGGCUGUACCACAGUGCAUUUCAUUCUGGUGUUUAUGAUCGCCAUUCUCGUAGUCUUCGCCAUGUGGUGUUAGAGCGCGCUCAGUUGCUCCACAAUUGGUCCACCCAAGAGCUGGCCGAGAUUGAGGAUUUGCGCCUCGUCAUGGGUGAUAUUGUCCAAAAUCACAUAUGUCCUAGUAAUGGGACCAUUCAACGCAAAUUCCGCAAGCGUUAUCCAGACAGCAGCCAGCAACUCUCGUUCAAUAUACACCUUAAUUAUCCUUCGUCUUCAACUGUUUCUCUGUCUUCACAUGACCACUCCUUGCUUCAGAAGGGCCCCGAGGCCUCGAUUCAACAAUACUUCCAUACAGCGCACCCGAGCAAUUAUGCCGAGUCGCCAGCCAAAUUCCGGUCUCGGUUUCGCAAUGACCUCUCCCAUGACCCCGGGUAUGAAGGUUGGGGUGACGAGAUCCCACAUUAUUACAUUAUGCAGGACAUGCUGAAGCUCGAUCCUGGUCAGAUAUUAUGGUUGCGCGACCAUGCUUUGCUGAAGGAACAGGUAGAGGAGUACGUAUGGUCUCUAGGGGAAUGGUUCCGCAACAACGGUGAAACAUUUGGUGACACGCUGGAAUAUGUCAUGAAUGAACGUGGGCUCGAGGUUGGAGAAUUUCGAUCUGCAGUGGCUAGUCGUGAGAUGGGCAUUGUCCUAGACUAG